CCUUCCAAACAAACUGCAUACCAAAAAAAUCUUCAGAAACGUCUCUAAAGAGCUUUGCAAACCUCCAGAAAGCCUCAAGCCAGCUUAACCUCUCCACAAACAUGUCUUGGAGAUUUUGUAGAACAAUGCAUCUUGCCUUUGCAGCCAUUGUUGCUGUGGCAAUCUGUUCCCCAGGUUGUGCUAAUGGCAUAUCAGCGGAAAGAGUCAUAGACUCUCCUUUGUUGACCGAGAAGAUUAGCACCAACCGGACAAUCAAGGUUGAUCUCAAUGGUAAGGGAGACUUCACAUCUGUUCAAGAAGCCAUUAAUUCUGUUCCCAAUGGGAACUCCCAAUGGGUUAUCAUCCAUCUCAGGAAAGGGGUUUACAGAGAAAAAGUGCACGUACCCAAAGAUAAACCCUAUAUCUUCCUGAGAGGUAAUGGGAGAGGAAGGACGGCUAUUGCCUGGUCCCAAAGCUCUGUUGACAACAAGGCAUCCGCCACAUUUACAGUUGAAGCCAAUCAUUUCAUUGCCUUCGGCAUCAGCUUCAAGAAUGAGGCACCCACCGGUGUUGCUUAUACCUCUCAGAAUCAGUCAGUGGCAGCUUUUGUGGGUGCAGAUAUGGUUGCAUUUUACCAUUGUGCAUUUUUUAGUACCCACAACACUCUCUUUGAUUAUAAAGGGAGGCAUUACUAUGACAACUGCUACAUCCAGGGCUCAAUUGAUUUCAUCUUUGGCCGGGGAAGAUCUCUCUUUCGUAACUGUGAGAUCUUUGUGCUGCAAGACAAGAGGAUUAAGAUUCAUGGGUCCAUUACAGCUCAAAACAGGGGAAGUCCACAAGAUAACAGCGGUUUUGUGUUUGUCGAAGGGAAGGUUUAUGGCAUUGGAGGUGUCUACCUGGGAAGGGCUAAAGGCGCCUAUUCGACUGUGGUUUUUGCAAAGACCUACUUGUCCAGGACAAUCGUACCCCAUGGCUGGACAGAUUGGAGCUACCACGGCGGCUCAGACCAUCUGUUCCAUGCGGAAUACGACUGCCGUGGGCCAGGAGCCGAUACAAGUGAGCGAGCUCGUUGGGCAAAACAACUGACCGAGAAGGAAGCUGCUUACUGGACUUCCAUUGAUUUUAUAAGUGGCAAGGAUUGGCUGCCUGUAUGGCUAUGAACUUUGCUGUAGUAACUAUACAUUAUGAGGUUCUUGUGGCAUUUCAGUCUCCAUGACUUACUGCUAACUGAAAUUGCUGGGUUUUCACGCAUAGUCUGGCCUGUAAGCCUUGAAGCUCAGAUGUAAAAACAGACAAUAUAAUAUACUCAUCAUUUUGUAAA
Messenger RNA from Theobroma umbraticum, 1300 nucleotides. Its product is annotated as Pectin lyase-like superfamily protein. The record is from RefSeq and is a predicted model, not a curated record. Gene Ontology annotation, biological process: pectin catabolic process; cell wall modification. Gene Ontology annotation, molecular function: pectinesterase activity. NCBI's taxonomy places the organism in Eukaryota, Viridiplantae, Streptophyta, Magnoliopsida, Malvales, Malvaceae.